AUGGCUCGUUUCGGAGAGGAGGUGGCGGCCCGCUACGGGCCCGGCGGCGGCGGGAGCGGCCCCGGGGCGGCGGCGGGGGGCCGGGGCGCGGGGGGGGGCCCACGGCAGGGCCCCCCCGGGGCGCAGCGGCUCUACAAGCAGUCCAUGGCCCAGCGCGCCCGCACCAUGGCCCUGUACAACCCCAUCCCGGUGCGGCAGAACUGCCUCACCGUCAACCGCUCGCUCUUCCUCUUCAGUGAGGACAACGUGGUGAGGAAAUACGCCAAAAAGAUCACCGAAUGGCCUCCUUUUGAAUACAUGAUUUUAGCCACCAUCAUCGCGAACUGCAUCGUCCUGGCGCUGGAGCAGCACCUGCCCGACGAGGACAAGACCCCCAUGUCGGAGCGGCUGGACGACACGGAGCCGUAUUUCAUCGGCAUCUUCUGCUUCGAGGCGGGGAUCAAGAUCAUCGCGCUAGGCUUCGCCUUCCACAAAGGCUCCUACCUGCGCAACGGCUGGAACGUCAUGGACUUCGUGGUGGUGCUCACGGGCAUCCUGGCCUCGGUGGGCUCCCAGUUCGACCUGCGGACGUUGCGGGCCGUGCGAGUGCUGCGGCCCCUCAAGCUGGUCUCGGGGAUCCCAAGUUUACAAGUCGUGCUGAAGUCCAUCAUGAAGGCGAUGAUCCCGCUGCUGCAGAUCGGGCUCCUGCUCUUCUUCGCGAUCCUCAUCUUCGCCAUCAUAGGAUUAGAGUUUUAUAUGGGCAAAUUCCACACCACCUGCUUCGACCUGGUCACAGACGAGAUCAAGGUGGAGGUCCCGUGCGGGACGGACGAGCCGGCCCGGAUCUGCCCCAACGGCACCAAGUGCAAGAAAUAUUGGGAAGGGCCCAACUACGGCAUCACGCAGUUCGACAACAUCCUCUUCGCCGUUCUCACCGUCUUCCAGUGCAUCACCAUGGAAGGGUGGACCGACCUCCUCUACUAUAGCAACGACGCCUCAGGGAACACUUGGAACUGGCUGUACUUCAUCCCCCUCAUCAUCAUCGGCUCCUUUUUUAUGCUCAACCUCGUGCUGGGGGUCCUGUCCGGGGAGUUUGCCAAAGAGCGGGAGCGGGUGGAGAACCGCCGGGCGUUCCUCAAGCUGCGGCGGCAGCAGCAAAUCGAGCGGGAGCUCAACGGAUACAUGGAGUGGAUCUCCAAGGCGGAAGAGGUGAUCCUGGCCGAGGACGAGCCCGAGGCCGAGCCCCGGCGCCCCUUCGAUGCUCUCCGGAGGGCCACCAGCAAGAGGAGCAAGACGGACCUGCUGAGCCCCGAGGAGGGCGAGGAGCAGCUGGGGGACAUCGCGGCCAUGGGGUCCCCCUUCGCCCGUGCCAGCCUCAAAAGUGCCAAGCUGGAGAAUGCCACCUUCUUCCACAAGCGGGAGCGGCGGAUGCGCUUCCACAUCCGGCGGAUGGUGAAAACUCAGGCCUUCUACUGGACCGUGCUCAGUCUGGUAGCCCUCAACACCCUGUGUGUUGCUAUCGUUCACUACGACCAGCCAGAUUGGCUUUCCGACUUCCUCUACUAUGCAGAAUUCAUUUUCUUGGGACUCUUUAUGUCCGAAAUGUUUAUAAAAAUGUACGGGCUGGGGACGCGGCCUUACUUCCACUCGUCCUUCAACUGCUUCGACUGUGCCGUUAUCAUCGGAAGCAUCUUCGAGGUGAUCUGGGCUGUUGUGAAGCCGGGAACAUCCUUUGGGAUCAGCGUGCUGCGAGCUCUCAGGUUACUGCGCAUCUUCAAAGUCACCAAGUACUGGGCUUCCCUGCGGAACCUGGUGGUGUCCCUGCUGAACUCCAUGAAAUCCAUCAUCAGCCUCCUCUUCCUCCUCUUCCUCUUCAUCGUCGUCUUCGCCCUUUUGGGGAUGCAGCUCUUCGGGGGACAGUUCAAUUUUGACGACGGGACCCCUCCCACCAAUUUCGACACUUUCCCAGCAGCAAUAAUGACGGUGUUUCAGAUCCUGACGGGAGAAGACUGGAACGCGGUGAUGUACGACGGGAUCAAAUCUCAGGGCGGCGUCAAGGGCGGGAUGGUUUUCUCCGUCUACUUCAUUGUCCUCACCCUCUUUGGCAACUACACCCUCCUGAACGUCUUCUUGGCCAUCGCCGUGGACAACUUGGCCAACGCGCAGGAGCUCACCAAGGAUGAGCAGGAGGAGGAGGAAGCCGCCAACCAGAAGCUGGCGCUGCAGAAGGCGAAGGAGGUGGCGGAGGUCAGCCCGCUGUCCGCAGCCAACAUGUCCGUGACCAUGAAGGAGCAGCAGAAGAACCAGAAAUCCUCCAAGUCGGUGUGGGAGCAGCGCACGAGCGAGCUGCGGAAGCAGAACCUGCUGGCGAGCCGCGAGGCGCUGUACAGCGAGCUGGACCCCGAGGAGCGCUGGAAGGUGCCCUACGCUCGCCACCUGCGCCCGGACAUGAAGACACACCUGGACCGGCCGCUGGUGGUGGACCCGCAGGAGAACCGCAACAACAACACCAACAAAACGCGACCCGGGGAGCCCCCGCCAGACCCCCGGUUCGGGCCGCUCCGCGCCGAGGAGCUGCGGCGGCAGCAGCCGCGCUACCCCGAGCACGGAGUCGGACCCCGGCCCGCGGACCCCGCGGGACCCCCCGGGAGCCGCCGACCCCGCAGCAGCAGCCGCGAACCCGAGAGGGAACCCAGCCAGGAGCGCGGCUACGUCGAGGGCGAGCGGCCCAAAGGGCGGCACCGCAGCCGCGACGGCCGCGCCGGGUCCCCCCCGGGCGAGCGGGAGCACCGGAGGCACCGCGGGCACCGGCGGGGACCGGAGGAGGGUGAGGAGGGAGCCAGGCCCGAGCGGCGGCCGCGGCACCGGGAAGGGGGGCGGCCACCGAGGGGAGAGGGCGACCCGGAGCACGGGGAUGGCGAGCGGCGGCGGCGGCACCGGCACGGACCCCCGCCCGGGUACGACGGCGAGGGCAGGAGGGAGGACAAGGAACGGCGGCACCGGCGGAGGAGGGAGACGCAGCCGCCCCCGGCUCCAUCGGGCCCCACGCUCUCCACCACUCGCCCCAUCCAGCAGGACCUGGGGCGCCGCGAGCCCCCCGUGGCCGAGGACAUCGACAACAUGAAGAACAACAAACUGGCCACGGCCGAGCCCCCCGAGCCGCCCGCCAUGGGCAACCACACCCCCUGCCCCCCCUCCGGGCCCCCCCGCCGGCCCCCCCCCACCACCAACCCCCCGCCCCCCGAAAAUUCCCUGGUGGUCACCAACCCCGGCCCCCCCAACAACCCCGCCAAGGCCGGGGGCAAACCGGAGCACACGGCCGUGGACAUCCCACCCCCCUUCCCGCCGCCCCCCAGCAACGCCCUGGUCCAAGUGAACAGGAACGCCAACCCCGAGCCGCUGCCCCGUAAGGAGGAGGAGGAGAAGAAGGAGGAGGAAGGCGACGGGCAGGACGAGAACGGCCCCAAGCCCAUGGUGCCCUACAGCUCCAUGUUCAUCCUCUCCACCACCAACCCGUUCCGGCGGCUGUGCCACUACAUCGUGAACCUGCGCUACUUCGAGAUGUGCAUCCUCAUGGUCAUCGCCAUGAGCAGCAUCGCGCUGGCGGCCGAGGACCCCGUGCAGCCCAACGCCCCCCGCAACAACGUUCUGCGUUACUUCGAUUACGUCUUCACGGGGGUCUUCACCUUCGAGAUGGUGAUCAAGAUGGUGGAUCUGGGGCUGGUGCUUCACCAAGGUUCCUAUUUCCGGGACUUGUGGAACAUUCUGGAUUUCAUCGUGGUCAGCGGGGCGCUGGUGGCCUUUGCCUUCACCGGCAGCAGCAAAGGGAAGGACAUCAACACCAUCAAAUCCCUGCGCGUCCUCCGCGUGCUCCGGCCCCUGAAAACCAUCAAGAGGCUGCCCAAGCUCAAGGCCGUGUUUGACUGCGUGGUGAACUCGCUGAAGAACGUCCUCAACAUCCUCAUCGUCUACAUGCUCUUCAUGUUCAUCUUCGCCGUGGUGGCCGUGCAGCUCUUCAAGGGCAAGUUCUUCUACUGCACGGACGAGUCCAAGGAGUUCGAGAAGGACUGCAGGGGCGAGUACCUGGUGUACGAGAAGGACAACGAGGUGAAGGCGCAGAAACGCGAGUGGAAGAAAUACGAGUUCCACUACGACAACGUGCUCUGGGCGCUGCUCACGCUCUUCACCGUCUCCACCGGCGAGGGGUGGCCGCAGGUCCUCAAGCACUCGGUGGACGCCACGUACGAGAACCAGGGGCCGAGCCCCGGGUACCGCAUGGAGAUGUCCAUCUUCUACGUCGUCUACUUCGUCGUCUUCCCCUUCUUCUUCGUCAACAUCUUCGUGGCCUUGAUCAUCAUCACCUUCCAGGAGCAGGGGGACAAGAUGAUGGAGGAGUACAGCCUGGAGAAGAACGAGAGAGCCUGCAUCGACUUCGCCAUCAGCGCCAAGCCUCUGACCCGGCACAUGCCCCAGAACCGCCAGAGCUUCCAGUACCGCAUGUGGCAGUUCGUGGUGUCCCCCCCGUUCGAGUACACCAUCAUGGCCAUGAUCGCCCUCAACACCAUCGUGCUCAUGAUGAAGUUCUACGACGCCUCUGACACCUACGAGAAUGUGCUCAAGAUGUUCAACAACGUCUUCACCUCCCUCUUCUCCCUCGAGUGUCUCCUCAAGAUCAUGGCCUUCGGUGUCCUGAAUUAUUUCCGCGACGCCUGGAACAUCUUCGACUUCGUGACGGUGCUGGGCAGCAUCACGGACAUCCUGGUGACGGAGUUCGGGAACAACUUCAUCAACCUGAGUUUCCUGCGGCUCUUCCGCGCCGCCCGGCUCAUCAAGCUCCUGCGCCAGGGUUACACCAUCCGCAUCCUGCUCUGGACCUUCGUGCAGUCCUUCAAGGCCCUGCCCUACGUGUGCCUGCUCAUCGCCAUGCUCUUCUUCAUCUACGCCAUCAUCGGGAUGCAGGUGUUCGGGAACAUCGGGAUCGAGGAGGAGGAUGACGAGUCGGCCAUCACCCAGCACAACAACUUCCGCACCUUCUUCCAGGCGCUGAUGCUGCUCUUCAGGAGCGCCACCGGGGAGGCGUGGCACGAGAUCAUGCUGUCGUGCCUCAGCGGGAAGCCGUGCGACGAGAACUCGGGCAUCAAGGAGGACGAGUGCGGCAACGAGUUCGCCUACUUCUACUUCGUGUCCUUCAUCUUCCUCUGCUCCUUCCUGAUGCUGAACCUUUUCGUGGCCGUCAUCAUGGACAACUUCGAGUACCUGACGCGCGACUCGUCCAUCCUGGGCCCGCAUCACCUGGACGAGUACGUGCGGGUCUGGGCCGAGUACGACCCCGCAGCCUGGUUCCGCCCCUUCAUUGGUUCGAUGAGUUUGAUUGGUUUUCAUCGAUUAAUUAUCCAUGAUCGCCCCAUCAUUUAUCGAGCCACCCGCGUGUCCCCCGCGUGUCACCCGCGUGUCCCCGCAGGCGGGGCCGACAAGCAGCAGAUGGACGCGGAGCUGCGCAAGGAGAUGAUCGCCAUCUGGCCCAACCUGUCCCCCAAAAACCUGGACCUGCUUGUCACCCCCCACAAGUCCACCGACCUGACGGUGGGGAAGAUCUACGCGGCCAUGAUGAUCAUGGAGUAUUACCGGCAGAGCAAGGCCAAGAAGCUGCAGGCCAUGCGCGAGGAGCAGAACCGGACCCCGCUGAUGUUCCAGCGCAUGGAGCCGCCGUCCCCCACCCAGGAGGGUCCCCCGGGGCCGGACUCGGCGCCCGCGGCAGAGCCGUAAGUGCCACCCGGGGUCCUCGGUGUCCUCGGUGUCGCCGGUGUCCCCGCGGGGCCGCCCUGAGCUCCGCUGUCCCGCAGGGCCGCGCGGGACGGGGACAUGAAGGAGAGCCAGUCCUGGGUCACUCAGCGCGCCCAGGAGAUGUUCCAGAGGACCGGGACCUGGAGCCCCGAGCGGGGCCACCCCGACGAUGUCCCCAACAGCCGCCCCAACUCCCAGCUGGUGGAGAUGCGGGAGAUGCCCAAGGAUGGCCACUCGGACAGUGACUACCUGCCCAUGGAGGGGCACGGCCGCGCCGCCUCCAUGCCCCGGCUGCCCGCCGACACUCAGGUGAGGGGACAGCCCCGGGUGCCACCCCCGGGGACACCAGGGAGGCUGGGCACGGACCUCAGUGUCACCACGCAAUCGGGGGACGCCCCCACCAAGGAGCGGGACCCCGAGAGGGGGCGGCCCAAGGACCGGCGGCACCGGCACCACCACCACCACCACCACCACCACCACCACGGAGGGGGCGCCGGGGGGGACCGCGAGCGCUGCGUGCCCCCCCCCGAGCGCCACGACUACGGGCGGCCCCGCUCCCGGGACCGCCGCUGGUCCCGCUCCCCCAGCGAGGGCCGGGAACACGCGGCCCCCCGCCAGGUGGGUGCCCCCCUCCGUUCCCCCCCCCUCCGCCUCUAG
Molecule: messenger RNA, 6420 nt
Organism: Sturnus vulgaris (Common starling)
Lineage: Eukaryota; Metazoa; Chordata; Aves; Passeriformes; Sturnidae
Source: RefSeq, a predicted model, not a curated record